Molecule: messenger RNA, 978 nt
Organism: Verticillium alfalfae VaMs.102
Lineage: Eukaryota; Fungi; Ascomycota; Sordariomycetes; Glomerellales; Plectosphaerellaceae
Exons: 2
Coding region: 1-978 (325 amino acids)
Source: RefSeq, a predicted model, not a curated record
AUGACACCCGGUCAACCCCCCUCUACACCGGACCCCCGAAAGUUCCUCCUCGCCAAGAGACACCCGCCCUCGUCGCGGGACACGACGACGACGCCCGGACACCCGCGGCAGUUCCAGCCCAGCGGCGCCGCCACCGCCGUGAGCAGCCAGCAGCAACAGCAAAAGUUUCACGCGACGCCGCGGUUCGCGGCUCCUUCCUCUUCUUCGUUUGCGUCGACGCCGCGGCCGCCGUCGAGCGCGCAGGGGUUCGUGCCCGGGUUUGGGUUCCCGGGGACGAGCGCGGCGCGGCGGCAGAGGGAGGCGAUUGUCGAUGAUGGGGUCGACAGCUCGCCGACGGGCGUGAGGGAGGGGUUGGGCGGGUCUAUCGAGGAUGAGUCGUCGGCGGAGGAGCGUUCCGAUUCCGAAGAGGAGGCGGGACGCGAGGGAGACGCAGAGGAAGAACAAGACGAAGAGGAACAGAUCCGGGACUCGACCCCCGGGAGCGAGGGGCCGACGCCGAAGAGGAGGCGGGUUGAGAUCGAAUCGGAAGAGGGGGGCUCGCAGGUGUCUGAUGGGUACAGGGACGGCGAAAUACGAACUUUGGACGAGCGCGAUGUGCGCGGAGAUGAGGAUGAGAUGAUGCUCGAUGCGCCGGUGACGCCUUUGCGAGGCGGAAAGCAGGCGUCAGACAAUGAUGAUGACGACGACGACGAAGAAAAAGAAGGGGAAGAGUUGGCCGAUGCGGCGGCCGCCCGCAUCCAGCAGCCUACUUUCCAUCGGCCGCCGCGGUUUCGCGCGCCAGAGGUCGAGGCGCCGAAGCCGGACGGGUUGCCGGAGGCCUUCUCGCCGCAGAGACGCGGGGUCAGGUACAUCCCGGGAAGCUCGCGGCAGAGAUGCAGUCAUGGCUCGCCGAGGUCAAGGGGUGGAGUGGGAGGCAUGAGAGACAGUCGGAGACGGCCGUGCAGUUCGUCGUGGAGGAGGUCGAGGCCGGGGGCGUGA